UGAACCAGAGAAUAAGAAAAUGACUUCCGGUCCGUUGGUCCUUUGGUUGCUGCUGUAACUGACUCAGGAUCAGCUUCACUCAUCUACACUAGCUUCAUCACAGUGAGGGACCGUUCCGUCAAAACUGAUUCCGCGACAGAUUCACAGCAAACUGCGAUUUCACCUUGACACAAGUAUGGCGUCGGCUACGAAAAUGAUCCAGAGGCUGAGGAAUGUGCUGUCAGGGCAAGAUCUCCAGUCCAAACUACAACUUCGGUACACUGAAAUUUCAAAGAGGACUCAGCCUCCACCUAAACUUCCCGUUGGACCGAGCCAUAAAUAUGCGAAUAACUACUACUGUCAGAGAGAUGGACGCAGAGAGUCUGUUCCACCGACUGUGCUCAUGUCUUCACAGAAGGCCCUGACAGCUGGAAGUGAGGCUUCUGGAAAACCCAAAAGCCCUGUUACUCCAGGGUCGCCACUGAAGGAGCUUCCACUGAGCGUGGACUAGAUUUACCUUUUCAAAUGUGUUCUUCUCAAUAAAGGAUGUGUAUAUACAAGA
Molecule: messenger RNA, 541 nt
Organism: Sinocyclocheilus rhinocerous
Lineage: Eukaryota; Metazoa; Chordata; Actinopteri; Cypriniformes; Cyprinidae
Gene: ndufa7
Product: NADH:ubiquinone oxidoreductase subunit A7
Exons: 4
Coding region: 176-490 (104 amino acids)
Biological process (GO): ATP synthesis coupled electron transport; mitochondrial electron transport, NADH to ubiquinone
Cellular component (GO): mitochondrial inner membrane; respiratory chain complex I
Source: RefSeq, a predicted model, not a curated record